AUGCAGGGCCCGGGGCCAUCUCUCAAAAAUGGGGUCGAUCUCCAGCUCCAGUCGGCGUUUUAUGACCAGAACUGGAGCACCGUCAUACGGCUCGCCGAGAAGCGCGCCAAGAUGACCAGUGAUUCGUAUUACGAGGUGCUCAAAGUCUGUGCCGAGAGCCAGCUCGACGACCCUGUGGCCAAGUACGCCGCCGUGACGGCCCUGCACACGUACGUCAAGGACGGUACCGUGGUCAAGGAUGCGGACGGAAUUGAUCUGCUAGAAUGGGCCACGCGCAAUUUGCUAGAGGAGGAUGACUUUCCCCUGACGCUGGGUCCUCUGUGUGUUCGUACUGCCAAGGCCUCCUCCAAGAACAGGAACCAAAUGACGAGAUGUCUCGAGUCCUGUCUUUUGCACUGGGACCUUGUCAGCGCGCAGCAAAUUGCUGCCAUCGCUGAUAAAUCGUUUCCCCAAGUGCGGGCAUUUCUUUUCUGGAACAUUGCCAUCACUCACCUUCUAGCUGCAGAGAAUGACAGCCAUCCACCACCUCGCAGUAUACAGAAGGCAGAAGAAAUUUGCCUGCUGUAUGAGGUUGUGGGCGCCCAUGGCACCGCAGCCGACUUUGCCAAACUUCUCGAUAGCGCCAUCUUUAACCCCGUUGCGCAGCUCAAGCAGGGUCACAAAGAGCCUUUCGUGUACACCGCAAAGAAGUUUCACAGUGAGAAAAACUGGCAAAAUCUCUACAUUAUUUGCCGAGAUUGUCUAUCCAUUCCAGAUGACAGAGGAGAGCUCACACUGCAAGCCUGUGACUGGGACACCUGGCGGCUUUUCGUCACAGCUGCUGGCGAAAUACGAAAUACGGACAAGCAAAUAAUUGCUACGGUUCAGGAAUUGCUUCUCAGAUCCUCCACAGCAGCAGACUCGAAACCUAUCUACAAGCGAAACGUCAUGCUUGCGCGUGUCUCUGCCAGCUUCCAGCUGUUAGAGUCUGACGGGCCCGAUGCGGUGGACUUCAGUCCUUCAUCCCUGCGUCUGCGCGAACUUGUCAAAUAUAUUAACAACCAGGCGUCCAACCCCUCCUGCUUCGAUGACGUCCGACUGUUUGCAGAGCAGCUUGAUGCAGCCGGUAUUGACUACCUUGCCUACCACCACUUUUUAUCGUCAGAGCAGAGCGACGAUGUACCGGAGCUGAGGAAGCAUAUCCUGGCUCUCAAGCUGCAAUACUUUGCCGCGACAUGCCCACAGACAUACAACACUGCCACUGCAACGAGUGGAGAGCCCUUAUCCCGGCAAACGCGAUUCAAGAGUGUCUAUUCUGCCAGCAUGAAAUUGCAUCGGUACAUUGCUACAACAUCUUCUUACUCAUCUCAGUUGAUCAAGGACAUCCAGUCAGAGGUUGCCCUUGUCGCCGCAUUCUGUCUCAUUGGGCUAGCAGACCAGCUCCCGUCCUCUUUCCCAACGACCGAGUCGGCGCAACAUCAUGUGCAAGCGCUUCUCCUUCUGCAGCAGCAGCUCAACUCGUCCCCGAAGCACAGCCAAAUAUCCCUUGUCCUCGUUCAGCUCCACCUACGCCUUGCAUCGGCCCCCGAGGCCCUCGCCAUCUGGGAUACGCUGGCCAUCAAGCGCACCAUCAUGGACUCUCUCGCACCGCUCUUCUACGACCGCCUAUCCACCGUGGCGCCGGGCAUGAUGUCGCCGCUGACCAACGAGGGCUGGCAGCUAGUCUCGUCCAUAAAAACGCACUACGAGACGUCGCUUAAGAUGCGCAUGCCUCGGCGUUUAAUAGAUGCGUUCACAGACGGCAGCUAUAGCAGUGUUUUGACAGUGCCAGAGUACGUCGAGAAGUUGCGGGUUAGCUGUACAAGGGCUCUGAGCCUAGUAGAGAGUGUGCGCUCCGAGCGCCUACUCGGGCUUUCGGACACGGACUUUUUCACCGAAACUCGUGAUGGUACAAGCAUGAACGAAAUCAUUGACUACGGUUCUUUCCCUUCGUGGAACCACAGUGCCACUCCCGCCGUCUACCAGCGACUGAGACUUGGGCCAGCACCCAGUAAUGUUAGAGCCCAUCUGUCGCUGCUUGCGGAAGCAUUGCAGCAGACGCUGUCCUACACGCCGCCUAGUUUCUACAAGGUGCCAUUAGCAGGCUCUGUAGCAGACCAAAAGUACGUCAUCGAAUACCUCGGCCAAAUCGCCAACUCGUUCUCCAAAUUUCUCCCGGGAGCCGCGUCUAGGUGUACCGAGUCAGAACUUCCGUACUUCGAGGUUGCCAGUCUACUCGCCUCGCUCGUACCAUUGUGCGCCGAUCGCGUUACGGGGCUGAACGAACUCGUUGCCCAGCUCACCGGGGCCAUCACGGCCUCACUUGAGAGCCAACGCGGCUACCUAGCCGCCUUUACCUCAAAAUCCGACAUUGGCAACACAAUGUCGCUGUUCCAGUCGCUGCAUCGCAUCGUGCUGCUGCGCGACACAGCCGUCGCUGUCAAGAAUGCUUCGCAAUGGAUCGUAAGCUACAAAGAGAAGCAAAAGGAGCGCGACCGUUCGGGACAGAGCAAUUUGCCAAAGGACGUCGUCGCGCAGAUUAAGGCUCUCGGCGUGGCGGCUGAUGAGGCGCUCAAGCAAUGCAGGACCUGGAUCAUGCAGCUAACGAAGGACACCAAGUCGGGAGGCGUGAUUGAGGGGAACAUCAAGGCAUUUGUGUACGGUGGCGAGGAGGGAAAGCUGCUCAAAGGUGUUGUGACGGAUAGCACCGUGUUUGAUCUGGUGGGUAGCUGGCGGAAGAGCCUCGCAGGGUGGCAAGGAGUACAUUGGUUGUAG
Messenger RNA from Cordyceps fumosorosea ARSEF 2679, 2793 nucleotides. RefSeq names its product N-acetyltransferase B complex, non-catalytic subunit. The transcript has 7 exons. The record is from RefSeq and is a predicted model, not a curated record. The coding region runs from base 1 to 2793 and encodes 930 amino acids. NCBI's taxonomy places the organism in Eukaryota, Fungi, Ascomycota, Sordariomycetes, Hypocreales, Cordycipitaceae.